Molecule: messenger RNA, 660 nt
Organism: Arabis nemorensis
Lineage: Eukaryota; Viridiplantae; Streptophyta; Magnoliopsida; Brassicales; Brassicaceae
Source: the annotation of a GenBank genome assembly
AUGAGUUCUGAAGAUGAAGAUCGUAAUCUCACGGUGGCUCAGGCUCAAACCACCGCUGCCUCCGUUGCUUCUCCCGCCGUCGCUUCAAGCUCUCAGCCUCUAGGCUUAGACCUCUGCCUCGAUUCUACGCCUCUAGGCUCGGACCUCUCCCUCGGUCUGCCCAGCUCUACGCUUCAAGAGGCUCAGGCACAAACCACGGCUGCCUCCGUUGCUUCUCCGGCCGUCGCUUCAAGCUCGAGGGGACCAAGAGCUUUGAAUUUCUCAUUCACCAAGAUAACAAUUGGUGAUUGGACCCAAGAUACGGCCAGCUCCGGAGAUCUUAUGGCUAAAUGCUUUUUUGGAAAGAGGCAACUUGUCUGGGAGUUGCUCGUUGAGUUGCGUGAACCACCAAAGUUCUUCAUAGAGAAUGAUGAUCCCCUGGCAGACACUAAAUGGAUACCGAUCGAAUAUUUCACCCAAAAUCAUCCUUCUUCAAUUGACAGGAGGCAUGAACUUCAUUUUGAUCCUAAAGUUCUUGAGACGAACAUCAAUAAGAUUGUAACGAGUGAUAUCUUCUGGUCCACGCUUGCCCCUUACCCAUCUCUAGCAGAAUCUACCUUCUUCGUGGCUGGCGCUGGUGACCAAGACGCAUCUCGGAAAAGGAAAGAACGAGAAGAGUAA